This is a messenger RNA of Gossypium raimondii (Peruvian cotton), 1968 nucleotides long. RefSeq lists its product as uncharacterized. Lineage: Eukaryota; Viridiplantae; Streptophyta; Magnoliopsida; Malvales; Malvaceae. The record is from RefSeq and is a predicted model, not a curated record. The transcript is spliced from 16 exons. The coding region runs from base 173 to 1636 and encodes 487 amino acids.
UGGAUUAAAUGCUUUGUAAAUUGCAAUUAAAGUUAAAAUAGAUGGCUGUAGAGUCUUGGGAGUUACGAUUUACCUUGCCUUUCAUCCCACGCCAUGAAUCCCAUAAAGCAAUGAAACCUGCGUUUCUUUCUUCCUUCUUCAUCGCCUUUGAAUCCACACCCACUUCUCUGCCAUGGACACCAAAAACAAGGACGUUAUUCGAUUAGAGCGUGAAUCCGUCAUCCCCAUCCUCAAGCCCAAGCUAAUCAUGACUUUGGCCAACCUAAUUGAACAUGGUUCUGAUCGGGCCGAGUUUCUAAAGUUCUGCAAGAGAGUUGAGUACACGAUACGAGCUUGGUAUCUUCUCCAAUUUGAGGAUUUAAUGCAAUUAUACUCCCUCUUCGACCCUGUACAUGGGGCUCAGAAAUUGCAGCAGCAAAAUUUAUCUUCUGAAGAAGUAGAUGUACUUGAACAGAAUUUCUUGACAUAUUUAUUUCAGGUGAUGGAGAAGAGUAAUUUUAAGAUUGCUACAGAUGAGGAGAUUGAUGUCGCACUUGCAGGGCAAUAUCUUCUUAACCUUCCCAUAAUAGUUGAUGAAUCUAAGAUUGACAAGACACUUCUGAAGAGAUAUUUUUCAGAGCACCCCCAACCAAACCUUCCUGAUUUUGCUGAUAAGUACAUUAUCUUCAGACGUGGGAUAGGAAUUGAUCGUACAGCGGAUUAUUUUUUCAUGGAGAAGGUGGAUAUGAUCAUUGCACGUCUUUGGGCAUUUCUUUUAAGGCUGACACGAUUGGAAAAACUUUUGAACAGAAGAUUAAGAGAACGACAUAAGAAAGAGCCAAAGAAGGAUGAUGAAAUUAACCCUGAAGCAGACAGUGAAGAUUUGUAUGUUGAACGGAUCCGUCUUGAAAAUAUGGACCUAAGCAGCAUCAAGAAAUUGGUGAGCAAGACUACAAUCCAAGAGCCUACUUUUGAUAGGAUUAUUGUUGUCUACAGGAGAGCAAGCCCCAAACCAAAUACGGAUCGAGGAAUAUACGUAAAACAUUUCAAAAAUAUUCCAAUGGCAGAUCUGGAAAUAGUGCUUCCUGAAAAGAAAAAUCCAGGAUUAACUCCCAUGGACUGGGUCAAGUUCCUUGCCUCUGCUGUUGUGGGGCUGGUUACUGUGUUUAGUUCUCUUCAAAUGCCUACAGCUGAUCUUUGGGUCAUCUUUGCCAUUUUGUCAACUGUGAUUGGUUACUGCGCUAAGACAUAUUUCACGUUUGAAGCAAACAUGGCUACAUAUCAGAAUUUAAUAACACAGUCCAUGUAUGACAAACAACUCGAUAGUGGAAGGGGAACUUUACUUCACUUGUGUGAUGAUGUGAUUCAACAGGAAGUGAAAGAGGUAAUCAUCUCAUUCUUUAUACUAAUGGAGCAAGGUAAAGCCACCAUGGAGGAUUUGGAUCUAAGGUGCGAGGAACUAAUUAAAGAGGAAUUUGGGGAGAGCUGUAACUUUGAUGUGGAUGAUGCAGUUGAAAAGCUAGAGAAGUUGAAAAUUGUUUCUCGGGAUUCUAUUGGACGAUUUUAUUGUGUUGGACUGAAACGUGCAAAUGAGAUUAUUGGUGUCACCACUGAGGAACUCGUGCUGAAGGCAAGACAGGGUUCUAUUUCAGCUUAAUGCUAUGCUACCUCGGUGAGUCAGGAUGGUGAGUGGAGGAUAUACAUGUAUGAACCUGAGCCACGUGGUAAUGAGGUUAUCAGAACCCUAAAAUCCUUCCUUCAUAUCAUGUGACAUGGGAACUGGGAUGUGGGUGGAAAGACGUGGUCCAGCAAGCAGCUAUGCAGUUGUGCAUAUUGUUGAUUUUAAUGUGUGUGUGUAUUUCCUUAUCUCAAUUUGAGGGUUUCAUUUUCUGUCAUCUAUGUGCUGUACAUUAUAUUUUGGGGUAUGUGGCAUGUUGUAGCUUUAUGAAAAUUGCUAACUUCGUUUAUAUUAUGCAUGUUUGUUUGGAA